GAAUAACUUAAAAUGGAUUUCAAAUAAAAAUACCAAAAAAUAAAAAUUAAAAGCAUAAAAAUUAAAUCAGUUUAAGCCCUGCGUUCGAGUGCGCUCUUCACAGCGCAGAGGGGCCGGGCUGCAGAUGUGGAGCUGGGCAGCGGUGUCUGAAUGCUGUAAACGUGGACAACCUCCAGGUCGCUGUACAAACUUUUUUCUUACCAUAGUGGAAGGAAUGUGCGAGCUGGGAGAGGCAAGCCCCUCCGUCAAACUUACCACAAUAAGAAAAGAAAAAAAACAUGAACUCCUUCAAAAUAAGAUAUAGCCUUAUAAUAGAGGUUUUACUGGGAAAAACACAAAGUAAGAAGCAGUAAUGAUAAACAUAAGAGUGCAUAAGUCCCCGGUCAUCACGUGCUUUUUAAAAUACAAAUCAUUCAAAUCGCUACCCACUGAAUGUUUUUUCCUCACAUUGGUUUUUAGUUUAACCGAAUACUGGCUUUGAAAAUUGUUCUAAACGUCCUCAUUCUGGCCUUUGCUUAAAAAUUGUUUCUAAUGCACAAAAUGCCAUCUUUUCAGCAUAUGGCCACUUUGAAGUCUGUCAGUGCGUCUGGAUACCUGAAAAUGUAACGUUUGCUUUUUAUUUUGAAAUUACCGGCGCCUGUUCUUCUAGUGUGCCUUGACUCCUCAGCACCGCUGCACACAGAUGCGGGCAGACCGAACCGCCUCUCUGAGCCGUAAAGUAGCCCGAGAGCCUCAAAUGUUUCAGCUUUUCAUUAAUGCCGUGAAGUUCUGGAUCGGUCCAACUCAUGUGGUGCUCACUUUCUUUACGUUGUCAAAAAAUCUCAAAGAAACACCAACAAUAUAGCAUUUGUGUUUUGAAAACAAAAAAGAUGCCACGUGUAGUUAUCUGUACAAAAGAAAAAAAGCUAUAUUCUCAGUUUUAACAGAAUAAUCCAGUUUGAGAAGAUUUGGAACAAAAAUUAAACAGUCACAUGAUCCCCAACAACGAGAUUAACUUCUGCAACGUUCAGCUCCUGAGAGCAAAUCAUCCACGACCUGUUACAAAGCCGACCAAUCAGAUUCUACAGAUCAGUCACCGAGUGCCGAUUGCUAACAUUUGGAUAUGAAGAGCUCUGUUAUUUUUAUAAAUCUGUUAGAGAUUAUAUGUAGUGCUUAUUGCGUGAUAUUACCUAAAUUUGAAUUUAUUAAAUGGCACUAAAAUGAAUGACUGAUGAAUAAAGUCACCUUGGUACGACACAGAGUGAUCGAUGGAAAUGAUUUAGGUGUUUCUGUGGUUUUUUGUCUGUAUUAUAUCUUGACUUGUGUUGUUAAAUAGAUUGUAGUCAACAGGAUCUAUGACGCAUCCGUACCUACAUUAUAAUCAAUUAAGUCCUUUUCGGCUACCUAAAAUUAUUUUCUAGAACUGUGAUGUUGUAUUUGUUGCAAUUUCUUCUGCCCUCUUGGCCAGACCUCUCUUGGAAAGGAUCGUUUUUAACAUCAAAGACAAUUUUUACCUGGAUAAAUAAAGGAUAUAUAAACGUCACUGCGCCAAAAACCGAUUGCAGCUUCUACAUUGUGACUGGAAUGAUCUUUCCGACUAAUGGCUUGAUAUCGUUCUUAAGAGACAUGUUUAACAGAUUAUAGGCCAAUAAGUCAUUUACAACAGUUUAAAUACUGACAAUCAAUCCUGGAAGGGAUUUUUUGGCAGACGAACGCUUUUGGGUAUGACAGGCGCCGAGUGCACACUGGAAAUCCCUUUUACGCACGGUUAUUGUGCCAAAUAAAGAAUCGCGGCUACUAAAGGGACAACUGUGGGCCUACACUGAGAAACUUGAGACAGCCGCGGCUGAAAGGCCCAAUCCAAGAAUUCCCACACACCCCUAAGCGGUUCAGCAGACCACCACCACACAGCAAACGGUAAAGCAGGAGAAGACAGAAGACGAAGGACAGGGAUGCAAUCUCACCAUGGUGACAUUAUCUACAAAAGUAGACUCGCUGGUAACACUGCUUUGUGUGACCUUUGUUUUUAUGACAAAGGCACAAUAUGAAAACUACAAUUUCAGAAAUUUUUCCGGAGAGGACCUCAUGCCUCUCACCGCUGCGUACGGGAAGGCGCUGGAUUAUUACGCAGCGGGAAACUGGACGGGAUCGAGCCAGUACUUGGAAUUAAGCCUGCGUUUGCACCGGCUUCUGAGGGACAGCGUGAGACACUGCGCGAGCCACUGUAACACGAGCAAGCAUGACGACGAGUCUUUUGCUGGAUACCCGGAUCUCCGCGUCUGCUGGAACGUUAUGAUGAAGGCGACCUGUCAGAAGAAGUGCAGGGCGCUUUUUCCCGCGUUCCAGCUGCCUCCUCCCGGCCGAGAGAUCCUGGAGGAUUUCAGCAGAAGAUCUCCCUACAGAUACCUGCACUUUGCUCACUCACAGCUGAAUGACCUGCAGAGGGCGGUACCAUGCGCCCACACCUUCCUCCAGAGGAACCCUGAGGACCAGCAAAUGCAGCAGCUGAUGGAGGAAUACAAGAGCAAGUAUGACCUGAGCGGCUACCUCAUCGACCACGAAGAACGACCCUACGAGACGUCGUUUCUGAGAGGAGUGAAACUUGUGGGUUUGGGCGACUACAGCAGCAGUGUUCAAGAGUUGGAGGAAGCUCUGUGGCUCUACUUCCAGGAAUAUGACCUGUGUCAGGCCGAAUGUGAAGGGAUCACUCAACUCUUACCAGACAGAGACUUCUAUGCAGUCAUAGCAGAUGCCUACAUUGACACAUUAAGGUGCAAACUGAGGUGUGAAGAAAACCUGACACCGAAUAUUGGGGGUUAUUUUGUAGUGAAAUUUGUGCCCACUGUUUACCACUACCUCCAGUAUGCCUAUUAUAAGUUGAACGAUGGCCGCAGUGCCGUGCCCUGUGCGUACAGCUACUUCCUGUUCGAGCCCGAGGACCCAGUCAUGAAGCAGAACCUGCUAUAUUAUAAAGCCUACAGUCAACAGUGGGGGCUUCAGUCCAACCACUUUACCCCCAGGAUGGAAGCUUUCAAACACUUCAACCAGACAAUAAUGCAAAAAAAGAUGUUGGCAUUUGCAGAAACAUACUUAGGUCUGUCUGAUGAGGACUUUCUAGGAUCAGAGGAGGCUGCACGCUCGGCCCCAGACUCUCCUGAUGCUGAGUUUGAAGGUAUUGGAGAUUAUGAGGAGUCAAUUUACGCAAACUGGAAGCAACUGAAGGGCAAAGGGGAUGCUGGCGAGUCAGACAUCUGAAGAUUUUCUGGAGUUUACAGAGAAUAGUCUGAACAAGAAAAAAGGAAAUCCAGAGAGAGGUCGUUUUCUGGUCAUUCUGCUCUGGCCUCAGGCAUGAACAAGGUCUUAGGACUAUAAAUAACCACUUGUUACAACCAAGGUAUGCAGAAGAGUGUCUCUGAAUGUGCAACACACUGCCACUCCUGUCAACUAAGAACAGGAAACUGAGGCUCCAGUUCACACAGGAUCACCAGAAUUGGACUACAGAAGCUAGACUGGAAAACUAUUGUAGUCUGAUGAUUCCCACAGUCCGGGUUCCUGCUGUGACAUUCAGACAGUGGGGUCAUAAUUUGGCAUGAACAACAUAAAAGCAUGGAUCCAUCCUCCCUUGUAGCUACGGAUCUGGGUUAGGAUCAGGGUUAACACAUGUCACAAAGCUCAAAUCAUCUCAAACGUUUCUUGAACAUGACGAUGAGUUCACUGUACUCAAAUGGCCUUCACAGUCACCAGAUCUCAGUCAAACAGAGCACCUUUGGGAUGUGGUGGAAUGGGAGAUUCCCAUCAUAGAUGUGCAGCAACUGUAUGACAAUAUGUUGAUAGACCAAAAUCUGUGAUGAAUGUUUCCAGCACCUUGUUGAAUCUAUGCCACAAAGAAUUAAGCAUAAGCAGUCCUGAAGGUAAAAAGAGACCCAACCCUGUGCUAGCAGUACCUAAUAAAGUGGCUGCUCACUGUAAUUAGACUUUAAAACUAGUAAUAUUGCAGGUGUCACAACAAGCCGUGUCAUUAUGAAUUAUGAACAUGAAACUGAAGUAGCAAGUUAGCCAGUGUUGCACAGAUCGUCAACCAAAUAUUUACAAAUGAUCAAAUACUUUCAAGCCAGAUUCAGUACAGUAUAAUAC
Oreochromis niloticus (Nile tilapia) is the source of this 4113-nucleotide messenger RNA. RefSeq names its product 7-methylguanosine phosphate-specific 5'-nucleotidase. Gene Ontology annotation, cellular component: cytoplasm; endoplasmic reticulum. Bases 1945 to 3234 code for a protein of 429 amino acids. The record is from RefSeq and is a predicted model, not a curated record. Gene Ontology annotation, molecular function: magnesium ion binding; protein binding; collagen binding. The transcript is spliced from 7 exons. Gene Ontology annotation, biological process: peptidyl-lysine hydroxylation; collagen fibril organization. NCBI's taxonomy places the organism in Eukaryota, Metazoa, Chordata, Actinopteri, Cichliformes, Cichlidae.